Pseudocercospora fijiensis CIRAD86 is the source of this 497-nucleotide messenger RNA. RefSeq lists its product as uncharacterized. The record is from RefSeq and is a predicted model, not a curated record. The coding region runs from base 1 to 255 and encodes 84 amino acids. Gene Ontology annotation, biological process: spliceosomal snRNP assembly; mRNA splicing, via spliceosome. Gene Ontology annotation, molecular function: RNA binding. The transcript has 3 exons. Gene Ontology annotation, cellular component: SMN-Sm protein complex; precatalytic spliceosome; catalytic step 2 spliceosome. Lineage: Eukaryota; Fungi; Ascomycota; Dothideomycetes; Mycosphaerellales; Mycosphaerellaceae.
AUGCCUCAAGCACAGCCAGAACUCAAGAAGUACCUCGACAAGCGCGUAGAAGUGCAAUUGAACGGCUCGCGCAAGGUGAUGGGAACUCUGAGAGGAUACGAUGUUUUCCUCAACAUAGUCCUUGACGAAGCGACCGAAAGCAAGCCGAACAACGAGAAAGUACGACUCGGAAUGUGUGUGAUUCGCGGAAACUCAGUCGUCAUGAUGGAAGCACUCGACCGGAUAGACAGCGACCACCGCGGCGGAGGAAGAUAAGGUGGUAGGGAAGUUUUAUGAUUGCGAAAGAAAAUUUGUUAUGAAGAUACCCUCGCGCGCCAGGUCUGCCAGGGCGGAGUAGGUCGGGCGACAGUCUGCUUCGAGCCUCGCAGGCUCAGAGAGAAUAAUGGCGUGACGCACAAGCAGACUAUCGCGCGGAAUAGGCAGGUCCCGGGCGUUGAAGGCGCGAAAUAGGACAGCAUGGAUAUGAAAAGUAAGGCUUCCUGCCACUCUUGUUCUUC